GUACACAGUCCUUUCUCCUCGAAGCACCAACCGACCAUCGUCUCUCUCCCCCGGCAACAGUAACAUCAUGUACCGCAAACAACCACUAAUCCGACUGCCGUUUCUCUUCUACGGUAGGGCCUUGUACCGCAGAUUUCCAACGGAGAUCAGAUCCCCUUUUCGCCGGCGAGUUUCUGGAUCAAUCCUCUCCCAUCUCCAAGUCCAACACAUUGAACUCGACCGCCGUCCCCAAUGGAAUUCGAUUCCGGAGCUUUAUAUUCCGAGUUGAUUGAUUACCCAUUGUGGCGGAGCAAGCAAAUUCAGUUGCCGACUGGCAGUUAAAGGAGCCGCAUGGUGGUGGGUUAUCCGUACAGUCGGAGUCGGACAAAGGUUUGUUUUGUUUGUUUCUGUUUUUAAACUAAUCGCCUGUGGUUCUGCUUUACUUUAGGUUAUGUAUGAGUGGAUUCAAACGACGGCAGCAUAGACCUAGAGUGGUAAAGGCUGAUGCUUCGUCACUCGCACAUAUCACGGGAAGAAACCCUAAUCCAGGCCAUGGAAACCGCGGCGGAGAAGGACCAUCUACUGUGUCAAAGCCAGUCAAGCUUACAAUCUCGAGAACCCCACCAGUCCGGAUCGAGUAACCUUGAAUCUACUGCUUUGAUCAGAGCCGUAUGGCAGGAAUCGAAGAACUUGUGGCUCAUUGCCGGGCCCUCGAUCUUCAGCCGGGUCGCCAUGUUUUCAUUGACAGUCGUCACCCAAGCGUUCGCGGGACACUUGGGUGAACUAAAUCUCGCCGCCAUUUCCAUGGUUUGCUUUGUCAUCAUCGGCAUCAGUUUCGGCUUCCUGUUAGGAAUGGCGAGCGCGCUGGAGACAUUGUGCGGCCAAGCAUACGGAGCAAAACAAUACCAUAUGUUGGGAAUAUAUAUGCAGCGUUCCUGGAUUGUGCUGUUCUUGUGCUCCCUACUGCUUCUGCCAUUGUUUCUGUUUGCAGCACCGCUAUUGAAAUUGAUUGGGCAGCCAGCAGAUGUGGCAGAGAAGACGGGCCUUGUGGCUCUAUGGUUGAUACCAUUUCAUCUGAGCUUCCCGUUUCAGUUCACAUUGCAAAGGUUCUUGCAGUGUCAGCUUAAGGCGGGAGUCGUCGCUUGGGUCUCUGGUGGAGCUCUUGUUCUCCAUGUUGUAGUGAGCUGGGUUUUUGUUCACAAGUUGCAAGUUGGGAUUGUUGGGGCUGCUAUUACGAUCGAUUUCUCUUGGUGGGUGUCUGUCUUGGCCAUGUUCUUGUACUGUGUUUGUGGUGGCUGCCCGAAAUGUUGGACUGGUUUCUCGGAUCAAGCUUUUGUGGGACUCUGGGACUUCUUCAAACUUGCAGUAGCUUCUGGAGUUAUGCUUUCGUUGGAGAACUUCUAUUACAAAGUGUUGAUUAUAGUUUCUGGGUAUAUGCAGAAUGUUAAGGUCGCAAUCGAUGCCCUCUCUAUCUGCGUAACAAUUUAUAGCUGGGAGUCCAUGAUUCCACUUGGAUUUUUAGCUGCAGCUGGGGUGCGGGUUGCAAAUGAGCUUGGUGCAGGGAAUGCUAAAGGGGCCCAAUUUGCAACGAUAGUAUCGGUGACAACAUCAGCAGCUGUUGGACUGUUCUUUGGCAUAAUCAUCAUGGUCUUUCCCGAAGAACUUGCUGCAAUCUUCACAUCGAGCUCCUCCGUUAUCUCAAUGGUCAAUGAAUUGGCAGCGUUGCUGGCUUUCACCGUCCUUCUGAACAGCAUUCAACCGGUUCUUUCUGGUGUGGCCGUUGGAUCAGGCUGGCAAGCAUCGGUGGCAUUUGUAAACAUAGGAAGCUACUACAUUGUCGGACCGUUAGGAGUACUGUUCGGUUCGUGGUUGCUUCACUUUGGUAUCCAAGGUAUUUGGGUCGGAAUGCUAGCCGGAACUGUGGUUCAAACUUUGGUGCUAACUGUAAUGACCCUGAGAUGCCAGUGGGAGAAAGAGGCCGAAAAAGCUCGAUCCCAGGUAGAUAAGGGUACCAACCAUUUGGGAUUCUUCUCAAGCCUUUGAUACUGUUGGAGUCGAGAGGUGGAAGAAGCUUAUUCUUACCCCUAUCGCUGGAGGGAAGAUAUCUUUGUAAUGGACUUAGUUUUGGGGUCUUGGUUUUGACCAACAAAUAGUCUAGAAAUUGUUAUAAAUUUUUGUAAACCAAAACCUCAUAUUAUAAAUUUUGGUAAAAAAAAAAACCCCCUCAUAUUUUAUAAGUUGUAAAUUUCUACUACGAAUAAAAGAACAAAAAUUUC
This is a messenger RNA of Linum trigynum, 2255 nucleotides long. Lineage: Eukaryota; Viridiplantae; Streptophyta; Magnoliopsida; Malpighiales; Linaceae. The record is from the annotation of a GenBank genome assembly.